Molecule: messenger RNA, 887 nt
Organism: Lingula anatina
Lineage: Eukaryota; Metazoa; Brachiopoda; Lingulata; Lingulida; Lingulidae
Product: density-regulated protein homolog
Biological process (GO): translation reinitiation; formation of translation preinitiation complex
Molecular function (GO): mRNA binding; translation initiation factor activity
Source: RefSeq, a predicted model, not a curated record
AGAGUUAUCUAACUUGUUUUAAAAUAUGUCACGAUGUACAGGAUUUGUCACUAGUUGAACAAUUUUCGGGGGAAGUCUACAGAACUCCAUACAUUCAUGCAUUUUCUGGCAGCUUUCAAAAUGGAGAUAUCAUUAUAAAUGAGCUUGUUUGGGCGGAUUGGAGACUUAGGCAAUUUGAGGAGUUUUAUUUUGAUGAAUUAGCACUGGUACACUUGUUGAACAUGGCCAGUGAAGCUGUGGAUGAGUCUAGAUUUCUGGUACAUGAAGGACCAAAGCCAGGAGUAUCUUAUCCACUUCAUGUAGAUUAUUGUCCAGAAUGCUCAAUGCCAUUUGAGUAUUGUGAAAACGGUCCUUCAUUUGACAAGUGCAAGAAGUGGUUACAGGAUAAUCUACCAGAGGAGUUUGAAAGGUUGCAUGUUGGUGAAGGUGAUGAAGGCAAAGAAGGAGAAGAAAAGAAAAGACAAAAGCGUGGAGGUAGAGGAGUACCUAAAUCAAGAAAAAAGGCAGCUGCACCCCAGAGUGUCUGUUUAUCUAGAGCAUCCAGAGGGAAGAAAAAAUAUGUGACUGUGGUGACUGGUCUUGCCACAUAUGAGAUCGACCUUAAGGAUGCCAGCAAAUGUUUUGGCAGCAAAUUUGCCUGUGGAUCAUCAGUAACAGGAGAUGAUGAAAUAGUCAUCCAAGGAGAUGUAAAAGAUGAAUUGUUCGAUUUCAUUACAGAAAAGUGGCCCCAGAUAUCUGAAGAUAACAUAGAUGAUCUGGGAGAUUUGAAGAGAUGAAGAUAUGUUUAAAUACAGGACAUUGUUUAAUGUUAAAAACAUGCACCAAGUCAGUUAUGAAUUGUGUACUACAGCUCUUAAUAAAGGCCCAUGGCCUUGUAUGUCUUUUCA